This is a messenger RNA of Monascus purpureus, 2488 nucleotides long. The record is from the annotation of a GenBank genome assembly. NCBI's taxonomy places the organism in Eukaryota, Fungi, Ascomycota, Eurotiomycetes, Eurotiales, Aspergillaceae.
CUGAGAGAGUGCAAUGAUACUCUUUGAAUUUCAUCUAUGGUCCUGCGGAAGUAUGUCCCUUUUGGAGUACUGGGGGACCCAGCGCACUUCGGCGAAACGCAGAAAGACGGUGGCAGAUCAUGUCGGCAUAGGGAAUAAGAGCGGCCAAAGUCACAGUGGAAUUUCCUCAAACAAUGCUAUUUUAAAGAGCUCGGAGACCUCAGUUGGGCGAUAUGAUGGCAAUGAAGAAAGGUAUGAAACGCUAAUUCCUUCUAGUAGCCAGACAGAGCUGGAGAAUUCCCUUCCAGAUAUUGGAAUGGAAAAAUAUGCUAUUGAACACUAUGGGGCAGCUUAUUUAGAAGAGCAGGUGGAUGAGCAAUCGCUGGACCAGAUAAUACGAGCUGGCAGGUGGAGAAAGGGGAGAAGCUCUGUCUACGUGGACGCCUUCAAUCUAGCACUGGAAACCGUCCUUGCUGAAGAGGCUCAUCUCUUCGAUGAAGCAGAGAUACAAGUUUUCCGGCAGUGGAGAAGUCUGUCAUAUGAGGCACAGUAUCUCUAUGUUCGAUUAUUUCUUCGGAAAACGUCUGCGUGGCACCGAGUCAAUCGGCUUGCCUAUGACUCGGACAUCACAGACUUGCCUCGGGCCGUGAUUGAUCUGCGGCUCAGUCGAAGCCUGCUUGUUUGUCCAAAGACAUUAAACGAUAAUCCUGCAGAUACAGAUAUGAAUACUGCAAAUAGUUGGGGCAAUGAUGGCUAUUUUCAAUUUGCUGAGGACAUCCGACAGAUCACGACCCUAGAAGAGGCGUCGUCGUUGCUAUUACUUGACGAACUUAGGGUCAUUGCGAAAGAGAAUAAGGUCCAAGGUAAAACCAAGAAGGAGCUUCUUUCGGCUCUCAGACGGGCUAGCCAAACACAGAUGGGCCUCAGUUGGAAUGAUGACAAAGGAGACGGGCAGAGAUCCAGCAGAGACAGUUACUUGGUCCAAAAGAUCCUCGACUAUACAGGUGACUGCAUCAGACUCACUUCGGGCUCGCGCAUCCUUUUUGAGCGUGUGCAUCUGGUUUCCUACAGAUCUACAGAGUGGACUGAGAAGUCCCUCACAGCCAUCAUUCUUGCAAAAACGUCACGCAGGAAUUUCCCCGAGUAUGUUGUCUGUCGUUCUAGUUCUAUAUUUCCUUCUAGAGCAACAUUGUUAGAAUUCGAAUCUGCCUUACGGAUGCAGUUUGAAAUAGAUAAUAUUCUCGAAUUCAAUGGCACACCCACCACAGUGGCGCUACAGCGGAUCAGGGAGCUUGCCGACAAAGUAUAUUCUAGGUGGAAGAUCCUGCUCGAACAGGAGCAGCGAAAGGAAGAAGGCUUCUAUGAACGCAGCGAAGGUGCUUACCUACGCCGAUUUUCUCCAGUCUGGGUUUAUACAAGGAUCAUCCACAAAGGUCUCCAUCCGCUAGCACGAUUUAAGGAGCACGAAAAGGAACAUUGUAUUUUAACUGAAUUGCUUACUCAGCGUUUAUUCCACGCCGCACGACGUGGAGCAUGGUACCAGCGAAAGGCUCUCCUAGAAGAGCACUACAUGUGGUCUCUCACGCCAUUUGAUGGGCUCAAUGAAGAGGCUCAAAGAAAACACUGGAAAAGAGUUGCAUUACGUACUUGCGAGGAGGGCCUAGAGGAUCCGGAAUGCCAUUUGAUCUACCAUUAUGACCUACAGAAACGCAUCACGAAACUUGAGAAGUCACUGAGAGUUGUCAAGCGGGAGCAGCAUGAUUUUGGCUAUGCCAUGUUGACCAAACCUGAAGAACGCGUCGUUGAGGGUAUACGGAUUGCACGUGAAGAUCCGCCGGGCCAGAACGUCCCCAGACGUAGUAAUGAUAUUGCAUCCAGGCGAAGCCAUGCAACAGUCUGGAUUGAUGAGAAGGGGACUGGAGAAGAAUGCAGGGUUGAGAAUAUGUGUCUAGGCUGGUAUAGAGUCAACGGUUGGAAAGGUCACCAUUCAGAAGAUGGCAUUGUUAGAACAUUGUUCGGCUAUUUAUUCUACGAUAUUCUGUUCACAUACGUACCAAACGUCUUCCAGACACCCUUCCAGACCUGUCCUCUCGACUUGCACACAGAUGCUUUCUAUGCUACCAGAGCAUCCGAGAUCAACCAUCGCCUCGUGGAGAUAUCCAAUGGCGCCACUGAGAAGAUCAUCCGGGCUGUUCACGAGCGAGAGUCACCGAGGCGAACAUGUGUGAUUGGCAUCGAUUGGUCCUUUGAACUCGAUGACCUCGUGGAGAUAGCGCAAUGUUUCCAUGGAGCUGCUCUGGCGAUCAUCUGUAAAGUCCUAGCUCAGGAGUACCAGCAGCGGGGCAGUGGGAUCCCGGAUUUGUUUCUCUGGAAUGUGGUCCGGAAGGAAGUCAUGUUCGUCGAGGUCAAAUCGGAGAAUGAUCGAUUGAGCGAUACGCAGAGACUGUGGAUCCAUAUUCUUCUUGGGGCUGGGGUCAAGGUUGAACUUUGCAAUGCGGUUGCGAGAUAA